Messenger RNA from Cetraspora pellucida, 123 nucleotides. NCBI's taxonomy places the organism in Eukaryota, Fungi, Glomeromycota, Glomeromycetes, Diversisporales, Gigasporaceae. The record is from the annotation of a GenBank genome assembly.
AUGCUACCAAGAGAUGAACUUGCCAUUUAUGGCUAUAGAACAUCAUAUCUAUUUGCAAGUUACAUCCCCAAAGCAGUUUCUCUUCUUGACAAAAAUGAAGAAACAAAUGGCUUUAUCAUAUAA